Lingula anatina is the source of this 3528-nucleotide messenger RNA. RefSeq names its product LIM and SH3 domain protein 1. Gene Ontology annotation, cellular component: focal adhesion. NCBI's taxonomy places the organism in Eukaryota, Metazoa, Brachiopoda, Lingulata, Lingulida, Lingulidae. Gene Ontology annotation, molecular function: actin filament binding. The record is from RefSeq and is a predicted model, not a curated record.
UUUUAUGGUAUGUGAGUACUCACGUGGGCGGGGUUACCGCCAUUUUGAAACCGAUCCCACCGGUUUGAGUACAAAAUUUUACGUUUUAUUUUCAACAAGGUGUCCUUCUAGUAUCUAGGGGUCUCGUAACAACAAGAUGCCAAUCAAGAACUGUGGAAAGUGUGGGAAGACAGUGUAUCCCACUGAGGAGUUGAAAUGUUUAGACAAAGUCUGGCAUAAGAUGUGUUUUAAGUGCGAGGUUUGCAAUAUGACAUUGAAUAUGAAGAACUACAAAGGCUAUGACAAGAGGCCAUAUUGCAAUACCCAUUAUCCCACCACCAAAUUCACAGCGGUAGCAGAUACACCAGAAAACAGAAGAAUAGCAAAGAACACACAAGUACAGAGUAAUAUCAAGUACCAUCAAGAUUUCGAAAAGCAGAAGGGAAGCAAAAUAUCUGUGGCAGACGAUCCAGAGAACCUUCGCGUGAAGAAGUUAUCCCAGAACAUCAGUAACGUGGCUUAUCAUGGGGAAUUGGAGAGGAAGGCAGAGAUGGAACAGAGGCGUCCUGACCAGGAGUAUGAUGUUGGUUCUGCCCCGCCUCCAGGAUAUGCACCACAAGACAGGCAACCAAUGCCUGCAAACCAGCCCUACCGUCGCCAGCCUGGCUCCCUGGCCGAUUACGACCCGAUGAUGAGAGAGGAAGCCCGCCCCUCGCCGUACAGUGCUAAAGUGCAGAGCACACAAGUGUAUAACUCUGGAAGAGUUGAGACGCAACCUCAGGAUCGCAGGAAAGUAGGUUCAAUCGCUGAUUAUGACCCGGUGAAUGAAAAUUAUGGUUCCUUAGCUGGUGGUGUUUCUUCAACGGGGCAAGGCUAUCAGCAGCCUCCACCGCAGCAGUACCAGCCUCCGCCGCCAUCAUCACCCCAGCAUCAGCCCGUACGCCCCAGUGGCGGUUAUGUCCAGCAGCAAGAGCAAGAAGAGCCUUUGACUGAAUCAGAGCCUCCUGAAAUAUCUGAGCCUCUUUCUAAAUCUGAACCAGCUCUUAUUGAUGAGACACCUGAUACAGUUGAAACUCUUGAUAAUGAAACAGAAAAUGAAAUUGAUGCUUGUCUCGAGCCUGUAGAUUUAGGAGAGGGCCAGAUUGGAGACUCGGAGCUUGGAAUCGAGGAUGUUCUACAAGAAGCGCCCCCUGUAAGCACGCAAUAUUAUGCAGCACAGGAGCCUGAAAGAUCGCCUGGAGGGUACGGCUACCAACCACCUCCCCCACAGAUGGCGCCACAAAGUCAAGGGAAGAGAUUUAUGGCUGUCUACGAUUACACUGCAGCUGAUACGGACGAAGUAUCCUUCAAUGAGGGUGACAUAAUUAUAAACUGCGAAUCAAUUGACGAAGGCUGGAUGACGGGAACGGUAUCAAGAACAGGACAACAUGGCAUGCUGCCAGCAAAUUACGUAGAACCAGCAUAGAGGGCAAAGCCACUGACUUUUGUUUUAUUACUACUGCUAUAGUAUGUGAAUAUUAUAAUUAUUAUUAUACCCUUUAAAUGUUACAAUGCGCCUCCCCAUUGUGUAAAAUCGGAGAUGUUGGGCGAGACCAUUAGGUGUGUUAGUGAAAAGAGGUAGUGUAAAUGAUGGUAUUGUUUUAAGACUUUAAUGCCUUCAGCUGUUUAAAUAUUAUGCUUAUUAAAAGGAUAUUGCUAUAGAAUUAACAUAACAGUGGCAUAGGCAAUUUUAUAAGAAUGCACUUGAAUGAUGAAUAACUCCACAAAGUAAAAAGAAAAAACAAGAUCUGUGAUUGGUCAAAAUAGGAGAUGAAGAACUUGUUAUAGCCAGUAGUGUUCAGUGUGACAUACAUGUAUAAUUUCUUUGGUAUGUAUUGAUUAUGUUUUCAUUCAAAGUUUCAGCAUUUUGUCAUGUGUAAAAGGAAAGAGGGCAGUUUAUUUGUGUCAAAACAAGGAAAAUUUUGUGAUUAGGUUGGGUGGUAUAAACACAGUUAUUGUGAAGGAAUGGGGGAAGUACUUUUAAUUUGAAAUCACACGUAAAGGCUUAUAACAGUGGGAGGUGGUGUUGAAUUUUGCUUGGCAGAAGAAAUUUUCAGAAGUGACCUGAAAAGUGCAUUUUGAAACAGUAUGGAUUAUCACAGAAUGAAGUGGAAAAUUGACAUUGACAAAUCCUUGUAAAAUAUUGAUAGCGUGAUCAGAAUCUGCUAUUAUAAUUUAAACCAAUAAAUUGUCAUCUUUUCACCAGAAUAUUGCUACAUGAGUAACAAUGAAAUGGGCAUACAGGUUUUCUUUAUGGCUAUACCCUAGCUGCUGACUGGUGGCUAUUCUGAGAAUAGGUCCAGGAAUAUUCAGUUUCAUCAGAAUUAUUAACACAGGAGGGGGUUCCAUAAGUGAUAUUAUGCACUAUUAAAUGUACUAAAAUCCUAUCCGUAGUAGAUUAGAUUUUUUAUCAUUUACCAUUUUAUUUAUUUACUUAUUUUUAAUGGUAUUUAGUUGCUCUUGUAUAUUUGUAAGCAACCAGCUCACUUUGCGUUUCAUAUCAGUAUAGGCUUAUAUUACCAAAUGGAAUGCAGACAUACUAAAAUAUGGAUAACUAUCUGUUUGCACUUGUAGCCAAAUGGAAUGAAAAUAAAGGUUCAUGUUAUAAUGGUUAAUUGAUAAAUUACUACUUCCUUUCAAUUCUAGUGUUCUGUUAGUUUAAUUUAAGGAGAGUGCCCUCUUUUAUCUUGCUCCAAUUUUUAUACCUGACUGUUGUUUUAGAUUACGUGAUUUGUUCUCAUUUGUAUAAUUAGUUGAUGUAAUGGAAGGGAAGCUUUUUGAUCUAUAUCAUGUUUUGCCAUUUUAAACAUCCCAGUCUUAAGAUUAUUCUUCAAGAGAAGAGACUAGCUAAGGAUGCUUUAACUGUUUAAAAGUUGCAGUUAAACUAGGCAGCCUAUUCGAUGUAAAUCCAAGUAUUCCAUGAUGUUGAGGGAAAAAUAGAAAAAAAAAUUUUUUUUCGGAAUGUCAGGUGUCAUAAUUAGAAAAUGAACUGUUUCAGGCGUUUGUUUCUUUGGUAUACAAUCCAUAGAAAAACAUAAUUACCAAAUCAUCAAUAUUUUGAAGAGAUAACCUUUAAAAGGUUAUUUUACCCAUGUUUUUUCACUUGAAAAAACUUGUCCUUUCUUGCACAGGUGUUAGUGUGUGACGGGCCAAAUCUCGCUUGAUUAGAUAGGCUUUCACAAACAUGCCCAGGUUAUUCAACAUGUAGCAGACAAUGUUUAAGUGUUGAUUUCUUUUAUAUGUUUAUUUAAAGGGGGAUGUCAAAGGCUAUUAAACUAGUGUUAAAUAAAGAGUAACUGUGGCUUUUCCUGGCACUGCGCCCUCUUUGACAUGGGAAAAUAGAAGCAGUAACAUUGUCUAUGAAAAUACAAGCCUGAAAAUUUUGAGGAAAUUCUCACCAGACUACCGUGUCGUACAUGAUAGUUCGGCAUGGGAUGCACCGGCAUAUUAGAGAAAUACUUACCUAUGUAAUGAAACAUUUGUUAAAAUAAAAGAAUAACAGAAAUUAAA